UACCUAGUUGAGAAAUUCUACUAUAUUGUGCUAAAAAUUAGUUAAAGGUGGUUGCUCUUUGGUAGACAUGUUUGAUAAUCUUACUAAAGCUAAAGGCAUCUUUUAGAGUAUACAUCUGGAACCCACAAGUUCUAAGUCUCUAACUAAUGACUUUAGGCCAGACAAGUUAACUUUUGGAAUUGUGUAAGUCAGCACUUACGUAUUUUGGAAUAUGUACCAUCUAUGCUAUAUAUAAUUACCCAUCUUCCUUAAUCAGACAAAAGCCAUUCAAGGCUAGCAAUAUUGUCCCAGUUUUACAGCUGAGCAGGUGGUGAAGUUUGAAUUCAAGUGUAGAUGACUCCAGAACACUUCCAUUUUUACUGUCCUGACUCACUUAUUCAGAGGCUUGUCUGCAGAUUAAUGAUUUUUAGAUGGUGUUGUAAGGAUCUGGGUAUAGGUUCUUUGUAUAUAGGUUCUUUUUGUAUAGGUUCUUUGGAAGUUUGGGAAAACAUUUUUUUGCUUGAGAAAUACGUCAUCCCUUUCACUUGUUUUUACACAUUUGGACUCUGUCUGAAGUUUUUCUGUUCUAAAACAUUUGAAGUCUCCUGCUCUAGAAACCUGAGACCUAUCUAGAAUGAAUAUGUAUUAGAAAAUCAAAACAUAGAUUAUCAUAAUUUAUAUUUUUCAGUGAACAGACUUUUCAGUUAUAUUUCUAUUCCUAAUGAUGUUUUCUGUAGCCUAAUACCAAAAUGACAUUGAGGUGAUUGAACACACUAUUAAUAGGGUGGGGAAGUGAUUAGAGUUAAAAAUUUAUGCUGAAAAUGGCCAAUUUACAGCACAGGGUUCACGCCCCACACCAGGUCUUGGUGCCUUUAAAGGCUGCACUAAGCGUGAUGUAAUGACAGGUUAAACCUCUGAAUGCCUGAGCUGACGCAAUGCAGAUUGGAGGCCCUGGACUUUACUGGGGCAAGGGUAAUGCUUAUUUAAAAACAAAACAAGCUACUCUGUUUAAUGAGGCCGUUUAAGAUGGUUUUCCUAGAGUAGGAAGAGAAUAAAAUCUAAAUUUGGAGGUUUAAAGCGGGAGUUUAAUAUGGAUAUGUGUGCUUACUACUCUCGCUACAAAAUCUUCCUGAAGGGAGGAGUUUAAGGUGCCGACGGUGGUAAAAAUGGAGAAGUGAGUUACAGUUGAGGAAAUAAGGUAGUUAACGCUCGUUAAAUAGUUACUGAACAAAGUAGGGAGAAUACUUUUACUUAAUAAAAAUCUAGCGUCCGCAGGGUUAACUGGCUGAGUAUAUUGUGGCAGAGAUGUGUGCUUGUCUGGUCGCGUAUUUCCCACAUAAUUCUGUGUAGACUUUGGGUUGAAACCAUGCAAAAUUGCCGAUAUCCGACUGUUUGGGCCUACAGAAAUGGAGUGUUUCAGCUUUCUAGUAAGCUGAUGGAAGUGCUGAGGCGUGCACAGUAUCACCGGGGAUUGAGGAUCGCCGGGUUUUACGGGGUUUUACUCGGCUGGGUGCCUGGGUGGGAGUGCGCGCUCCUGGUUCAAGAGCCGCCUGGGAGCUGCCCCAGACAGGGUGGGGCGGAGCCUUAAGCCCCGCCCCCGUACGCCUCCCCGCCUCUCGCCAGCCGCGGCAGCCUCCGCCCUGUGCAGAGAGAGCCUGCGGCCGCCUGGCCCUGCGUUGACGCAGACUCUCCAGCUGCGGGCCGGAUCCUGCAGUAGUAGCUCGAGCUGGCACCGAGAGCGCACGUAGUCGACCAGUCGCCUCUACGCACCCUUCAGCCCUGUUCUUCACCCAGCUGGCAGGAGCCUAGCCGAUGAAUUUGGGGAAGACAGACUUCCGAGACAGACGAAGGUUUAGGGCCCAGCAGAGGACAGCUCAGCAAUGGCUCCCAUUUUUGGAGACGCAGGCGAAUUUGAGCUCAUGGGGAGGUGUGGUCGACUCCUCUUGGAACAGGAGUGGGCAUCAGUUCUCUUCUUCAGUAGCCAGUGCUUCUGAGGAGUGAAUGGAGUGUAUGCAGUAGGGCAUGUGCCGCCUUUUGAAAACUAGACCCAGGACAUGUUUAGGAACAGAAGGUAUCCAGGAGAGCCCUCUGUUGCAAGUUGUCUUUGCUUCUGGGGGAAAGGCUGUGAGCUCUCUGACUUCUCAUGACCGGGAAGUCUCCCUUACCUUUUCUGUACUCCUGGAGAGGCGUCUUGCUCACUUGUUUACCAGCAUCUGGGACAAGGAAGAGAAAAGAAAUAUGGCUUGUGGUUAUUAAGUACAUACUCUUAGGACAUAAAUGGACUGAUUUUUUUGUCAUCCCCAAGAAAGCGGCCCACUAUAUCCUGGGAAAAGAAAUGAGCCGUCAGACUGCAACAGCAUUACCUACUGGAACCUCAAAGUGCGCACCGUCCCAGAGGGUGCCUGCCCUGACGGGCACAACCGCCUCCAACAAUGACCUGGCGAGUCUCUUUGAGUGUCCCGUCUGCUUCGACUAUGUGUUACCACCCAUUCUUCAGUGCCAGAGUGGCCAUCUUGUUUGUAGCAACUGUCGCCCAAAGCUCACAUGUUGUCCAACUUGCCGGGGCCCGCUGGGAUCCAUUCGCAACUUGGCUAUGGAGAAAGUGGCCAAUUCAGUACUUUUCCCUUGUAAAUAUGCUUCUUCUGGAUGUGAAAUAACUCUGCCACACACAGAAAAAGCAGAUCACGAAGAGCUCUGUGAGUUUAGGCCUUACUCCUGUCCGUGCCCUGGUGCUUCCUGUAAGUGGCAAGGCUCUCUGGAUGCCGUCAUGCCGCAUCUGAUGCAUCAGCACAAGUCCAUCACGACCCUGCAGGGAGAGGACAUAGUGUUCCUUGCCACAGACAUUAAUCUUCCUGGUGCUGUUGACUGGGUGAUGAUGCAGUCCUGUUUUGGCUUUCACUUCAUGUUGGUCUUGGAGAAACAGGAAAAAUAUGAUGGUCACCAGCAAUUCUUUGCAAUUGUACAGCUGAUAGGAACACGCAAGCAAGCUGAAAAUUUUGCUUAUCGACUUGAGCUAAAUGGUCAUAGGCGGCGAUUGACUUGGGAAGCCACUCCUCGAUCUAUUCAUGAGGGAAUUGCAACAGCCAUUAUGAACAGUGACUGCCUAGUCUUUGACACCAGCAUUGCACAGCUCUUUGCAGAAAACGGCAAUUUAGGCAUCAAUGUAACUAUUUCCAUGUGUUGAAAUGGCAAUCAAACAUUUUCUGGCCAGUGUUUAAAACCAUUGCAUUCAAUUUCACAGAGAAUAAGGCACCUGUCUGCCUACCAACCAAAAACUUGUGGUAGGUGGAAGCUAGACACAUGAAGGUAAAUAAAAGGAAAGGCUGUUAAAUACAGGAAACAGUUGCAUGUAAUAACACUAAUAUAUUUAAAAAUAAGUCAACAGUAAACCACUGAAAAAUAAAUAUAUAUAUAUAUAUACACCCAAGAUGGGCAUCUUUUGUAUUAAGAAAGGAAGCAUUGUAAAAUAAUUCUGAAUUUGUGUUUGUUGUAGAUCGAGUGUACUGUUGAGAAAUACUGGGUUCUUGUUUGUUUCUUUGUGUGCCUGUGCGUGUGCGUGCGCGUGCGUGUGAGUGUGCUUGGGUUUUUUUCCUUUAACUGACAAGCCAUGCUGAGUGGUCUUGGGCCACUGCUUUUCCCUCUGAGUCAAUACAUAGUGCUGCUGUGUGUGUGUAUUUUUUUGUGUGUGUGUAUUUGCUAAUUUUUAUUAAUUCUAGUUUUUCAUUAAAUAAAUUUGACUUUCUUUUCUGUAAUUCAGGUUUUUCCUCACUUUUUUUUGUACCUUUUAAAGUUAGUGUCUUUUUGAUAUGCAUAAUUGUUGAUGGUAAAAUUUAUACAUGUGUUCGAUACAUAUUUUCUUUUCCCCCAUUAAUCAGUUCAUUAGAAAUAUUUUAAAUUCAACUGUUUCGUGAAGAUAUGAGUUUCAGAAAGGAAAGAUAACAUCAGAAGAAUUAUCAGAAGCUAUUUAAAGCAGCUAUAAAAUGGUCUCCCUCUCUUCUCCAGUUGAGUCAUACCUUCAAACUUAUUCUUUGUAAGAUUAGGGAGCACUGAUUUUUUUUUUUUAAUACUGGGGAAAAAAAAUCAGGCUCUCCCUUCCCCCCACAUAUCUUGGACAAAUCACAUAUGUUUAAAAUUUGUUCUUGUAUUUAUUGGUUUUGCAAAAGAAGGCAUCGUCUCACACAGUAUUUGUAAUUAAAAGCAAAUCAUUUGUUUAAAAAAAAGGCAGUUUGCAAAAAAAUGUUUUUGGUCUUUUAUAAUUCUCAUUAAAAGAAUAUCUGGCAAAUUAAAAACUCUUACGUGUCUGCUUUAGCUCUUAAGUUUGAAGAUAUAGCAAAAGAAUGGGUUAUGGCCUCUGUUCGGCCUACAGAGUCUAGUUUUCUUCCUUUCUCUAGCUUUCAGUUUGAUUCCCAUAACUCUGUUAGGAGGCCAGUUAAUUAAAAUACUGAUCACUCCCCACUCCCAACCCCCCCACACCCCUUUAACAGCAAAAAAAUGAGUUGGUGUUUUACAGCCUAGUGGUUACAGCCUGGCUUCUGCAGCCAGACUUCAGGGACCUAGCCGCCUCUGCUACCUUUACUCACUUAAUCAGCUGUGUGAUGUUGGGCUCCCUUUUACUAGUGUGUAAAAUGGGGUUAAUUAUAGUAGCUACCUUCAAGGGUUAAAUGGGAUGGAUACAAGUUACCAAGGACAGUGCUCUGCACUUAAUAAGCACCCAACAAAUGUUAGAUGCUAUUAUUAUACUUAUAACUAGCACCAUCUAGUUAACUGUUGCUAGUUACCCUGAAGCAUCUAAAAAGAUUCU
Dama dama (fallow deer) is the source of this 4780-nucleotide messenger RNA. It is a transcript of the gene SIAH1, whose product is annotated as siah E3 ubiquitin protein ligase 1. Gene Ontology annotation, cellular component: cytoplasm. NCBI's taxonomy places the organism in Eukaryota, Metazoa, Chordata, Mammalia, Artiodactyla, Cervidae. The coding region runs from base 2123 to 3163 and encodes 346 amino acids. Gene Ontology annotation, biological process: multicellular organism development; proteasome-mediated ubiquitin-dependent protein catabolic process. The record is from RefSeq and is a predicted model, not a curated record. The transcript has 3 exons. Gene Ontology annotation, molecular function: zinc ion binding; ubiquitin protein ligase activity; ubiquitin conjugating enzyme binding.